Sardina pilchardus (European sardine) is the source of this 4572-nucleotide messenger RNA. RefSeq names its product guanylate cyclase 1, soluble, alpha 2 (gene gucy1a2). The coding region runs from base 413 to 2749 and encodes 778 amino acids. The record is from RefSeq and is a predicted model, not a curated record. The transcript has 11 exons. Gene Ontology annotation, cellular component: guanylate cyclase complex, soluble. NCBI's taxonomy places the organism in Eukaryota, Metazoa, Chordata, Actinopteri, Clupeiformes, Clupeidae. Gene Ontology annotation, molecular function: guanylate cyclase activity; heme binding. Gene Ontology annotation, biological process: cGMP biosynthetic process; response to oxygen levels.
UGCAGCAGCUGGGAGUCCGCAUCAGCACCACCAUCGCCACAAAUGCUCCAAUCAUCACCCAAAGAGAACUGAACUGACUGCCAAAAUGACGAGCGGUGUUUCCUUAGUGAACAGAAGUCUGAGGAGUCGCGGCACCGAAGACUACUCGGUUCUUUAAUAGCACCGUGCCAGCGCCAAGGCGGAGAGAACUAGGUCUUCAAACCCCUUUGGGCACUAGACACGGCCCCUGAUGCUCUGCAUCUGCCGCUGGAGCUCACAGCUUGAUUCCCGGAGAAUGGGAGCGCAAGGCAGUUUCUCUGCGUUGGAUACGAUAUGAUCGCAUGCCAUCACCCUUGCCGUCUGUCACGUCUACCUGUGCGUUCACCUCAUCUUUCGCGCUUGAGAAUCUAAUGAAUUCCAUUCGCCUGCCAGCAUGUCUUCAAGGAAGAUUUCAUCGGAAUCGUUCAGCUCCCUGGGCUCUGACUACCUCGAGAGCCCCGACGACGGAGAGUGUCCCUUUUCACGGGUGUUCUGGAACGGGAAAAGCCCGGUGGAGACGCUGUCAUGUCCGUUCGAGGACGCUAGUAUAAAGCGGACUACCAGGCGAAAGCGCGUCAACCUGGAUUCGCUGGGCGAAAGCUUGCGGCGGCUCACAUCACCAACGACUCAAACCAUUCAGCUGGCCCUGCAGAGAACUGUGGAGCACUACAGACAGAGUGGAAGCAGGCGCAACGAGGAUGGCACGGAGGAGAAACGGGCAUUUGAGAAGUGCCCCUAUGCGGACAACGCUGGCUCGGGGGAAGAGGCGGACAUCUCAGGAAUUCUCCAGUACAUGGCUCCGCUGCUGGGCGUGGCGUUCCCGGAGCUGCGGCAGCGCUUCGGCGAGGAGUUCUUCGGCCUGUGCUUCGAGGAGAACGAGCGGGUGCUGCGGGCCGUCGGGGGGAACCUGCAGGACUUCUUCAACGGCUUCGACGCGCUGCUGGAGCACAUCCGCACCUCCUGCGGCCGCCGCGCCUCCGCCGAGGCCCCCUCCUUCCUAUGCAAAGAAGCGCCUCCGCACCGGGGCCGAGGAGGAGAGGACGAGGAGGCGGGAGGAGGGGGAGGAGGGACGCUGUUAUUGCACUGUUUCAACCCGGCGCCGACUGUGGGCGUGGCCAUGCCGGGGCUGAUCCGCGCCGCCGCCCGACGCAUCUACCACACGGAGGUGACGGUGGAGGAGGCGCCGCCCGCCCGGCUCGUGGACACGGACGACAACGACAACGACAACGAGGAGGACUGUGACCCUGACGACCGCGACGGGGAGCACGGCGGUGGGGACGACUCCUCCUCCUCCCCCGCCCCCUCGCCCCCCUCCUCCUCCCCCUCCCCGCCCUCCUCCGUCUCGCCCGCCUGCCUCUCCUUCCUGAUCCGCCAGCACCGGCCUCCGCAGCGCUCCUCCUCGCCGGGCUCCUGCUCGGCCUCCUCCCGGCCGCUGCCCCUCAAGCUGUCCUGCUCGCCCCCGGACCUGCGCAUCAGCCUCAGCACCUUCUGCCGGGCCUUCCCCUUCCACCUGGUGCUGGGCCCGCGCAUGGAGGUGCUCCAGCUGGGCGAGGGGCUGCGCAAGCAGGCCAAGUGCGAGCCCCACCGGACGCCCAACUUCCGCGAGCACUUCGAGAUCGUCUCGCCCCGCAUCCCCUGCACCUUCCAGAGCAUCCUGCUGCGGCUGGCCACCCCCUUCACCAUCCGCACGCGGCCCGAGGCCGGGGGACUGGACGGCAGGGAGAAGGUGAUGGAGAUCAAGGGUCAGAUGAUCCACGUGCCGGAGUCGCGCUCGCUCAUGUUCCUGGGCUCGCCGCGCGUGGACAAGCUGGAGGAGCUGAUGGGCCGUGGCCUGCACCUGUCCGACAUCCCCAUCCACGACGCCACGCGCGACGUCAUCCUGGUGGGCGAGCAGGCCAAGGCGCAGGACGGCCUGAAGAAGCGCAUGGACAAGCUGAAGGCCACGCUGGAGCGCACGCACCAGGCCCUGGAGGAGGAGAAGCGCCGCACCGUGGACCUCCUCUACUCCAUCUUCCCGGGCGACGUGGCGCAGCGCCUGUGGCAGGGCCUGCCCGUGCAGGCCAAGAAGUUCGACGACGUCACCAUGCUCUUCUCCGACAUCGUGGGCUUCACGGCCGUCUGCGCCCAGUGCACGCCCAUGCAGGUCAUCAGCAUGCUCAACGAGCUGUACACGCGCUUCGACUACCAGUGCGGCAUACUGGACGUGUACAAGAUCGAGACAAUAGGCGACGCCUACUGUGUGGCGGGCGGCCUCCACCGCAAGAGUGACAGCCACGCUCGGCCAAUUGCGCUCAUGGCCCUGAAGAUGAUGGAGCUGUCGGAGGAGGUGCUUACACCGGACGGCAACCCAAUCAAGCUCCGGAUCGGGAUCCACACGGGCUCGGUCCUGGCGGGGGUGGUGGGGGUGAAGAUGCCCCGGUACUGUCUGUUCGGGAACAACGUGACGCUGGCCAGCAAGUUUGAGUCGGGGAGCCACCCGCGCUGCAUCAACGUCAGCCCCACCACACACCAGCUCCUGCGAGACGAUCGCUCGUUCACCUUCAUCGCUCGCUCUCGGCAGGACCUCCCCGACAACUUUCCCAAAGAGAUCCCGGGCGUCUGCUACUUCCUGGAGGUGGGCAAAUCUCAGAGCCACUCCUCCCUGACCAGCUCGCGCUCGGCCCCGCCUGCUCCCAUCCGCAGAGUCUCCUACAACAUCGGCACCAUGUUCCUCCGAGAGACUAGCCUAUGAGGAGACAGGGGAUCUGGACGCGGGUGGGUUGUCCCGCCCACCCACGGCAUGGACUGGUGUUGCCAGCGGGAACACUUCCUGCUUCCUGCACAAGCAAGGCCCCGCCCCCUCGUAUACUGUAGGUGGCUAUGGCUGACGGAAGCCUGUGAAGGUCAAAAAGAAGAAUAGAGGGGGGGAAAGAAGCAGAAGAAGCAAAGAUAAAUUAUGACUAGAUAGAGACAUAGAGACUUGAUAAAUACAGAAAAAAAAAACUUUAAAAAUAAACACAAGAUGAAAGCCUUUCUACUAACAGGACACAGCCAACGGCAUCCACACAGACAUGCUUUUGCACAGGCAAACAGAAACGCACACAUAACUGCAAACACAAGGACAGACCAGUUGGCACACACACACACACACACACACAUACACACACACACACACACACCUUAGCUCACAGUGCUCUCAGCAUUGCAGGUACUAGAUUAUUCAUUCGCAGAACUUGGUGCCUUCUUAUAACUGCACAGCGGCAAAGAGCAGCGGCAAAGAGCCUCUCCCACAUCACCCCCUCUGCCUCCCCUCCUACAGAUCCUCUGGCCACUGCAGCGACCUCUGACCCCCGCCGUGGAGGUGGAGCUUGAUGGUGGGUGAGGUUGGGUGAAGAGAGGUACUACGGAACCAGCUACUGUUACAUUUCUGUCCAUGCAAGUGUGGGUGUUUUAGGCGUGUGUGUGUGUGUUUGUGUGUGUGUAGGUAUGUGUAGGUGUGUGUCAGGGUGUCUGAAAAGCUCUGUGCUCUUAUGCGCAAGAGCCCUAACAUGAGGAGUAUGUGUGUGUGUGUCCAUGCGCUGUGAAUGCAUAAAUGAUGUCAGUUCCUGUUUUCUUUCUCUCUCUCUCUCUCUCUUUCUCUCGCCUGCCCCACAGUCCUUGACCUGUCAAUCAUCCUUGAUAAAGCCAAUAAAGAGACCGCAGUGCACAGGUCAUGCUUCGUAGGUUCAUUUCCUUUCACAAGUCUUGUUGUCGUUACACAUGAAGUCACUGAAGAGGGGCUGAAUCACUCAGACAGCGCUGGGUAUUAACACACGGAUUCUUGGAAUUAGAAAGGUCCGUGAUGGACAUCAGUCCAGGGAGGGUACUAUUUUUUGGAGAAGUAUUAGACCUGUUCAAAGGAUUUACUUUACAUUACAUUUACACGACUUAAAAUUCAGGAACUAGAAAUUACAUACGUUUCCUCUCCGUCCUCCUCACAUCCACACGCGCUCAUGUUCUUAAUCCUUUCUUCUCCUUCUCCUGGUCUCACCUGACUCCCAGAGAGAAGGGAAGUAAGCUCAGGCUUUCCCUACGGAGAUCCCUUUAAAUCCCAGGAGGAAGAGAGCCUAAUCCCACAGAGGGACAUGGGUGAUCUCAGACAGUAAAAGUGAGAUCAAUGUUAAACAUACACACUCAGACACACUCAGACACACGCAAACACACACAGACACACACACACACACACACACACACACACACACACACACACACACACACACACACACACAUAAAGUGGUGACAUUGUCCUUACAUUUAGAUUUAUUACAUUUAGGAGACACUUUUUUGACAUACUGUACAUUGCAGGUCUAUGAAAGGUUUGUCUACUGACAGAAGGGAACAUAACGUUCAUACUCUGAAGACACGGAGCCACUGAGAGGGUCUGUCCCAAAUGUCCUGUGCAGACAGUCCAAAUAGCCUCACAGCCUCUCUCUGGCGGCCAAUGGCUGGACAGGCUGGCAGGCAGACACACACACACACACACACACACACACACACUGGGCGUAGACUGAAGGUCAGAGAGAAGCGUGCCCAACC